Messenger RNA from Heteronotia binoei (common prickly gecko), 2156 nucleotides. RefSeq names its product septin 10 (gene SEPTIN10). Gene Ontology annotation, molecular function: GTP binding; molecular adaptor activity; GTPase activity. The coding region runs from base 1 to 1254 and encodes 417 amino acids. The record is from RefSeq and is a predicted model, not a curated record. Lineage: Eukaryota; Metazoa; Chordata; Lepidosauria; Squamata; Gekkonidae. Gene Ontology annotation, biological process: cytoskeleton-dependent cytokinesis. Gene Ontology annotation, cellular component: cell division site; septin complex; microtubule cytoskeleton. The transcript has 10 exons.
AUGGUUCAGAAAAAUUGUCGAACCUUAUCUUUGUCUGGUCAUGUUGGUUUUGAUAGUUUGCCAGAUCAAUUGGUUAACAAAUCAGUCCAUCAGGGUUUCUGCUUCAAUAUUCUCUGUAUUGGUGAGACAGGACUUGGAAAAUCAACCUUGAUUGAAAGUUUAUUUAAUACGAGUUUUGAUGACCGCAUGUCAACACACUUCCAGCCAAAUGUAAGACUUAAAGCUCAGACAUACGAGCUUCAGGAAAGCAAUGUUCAUUUGAAGUUGACCAUUAUAAGUACAGUUGGAUUUGGUGACCAGAUAAACAAAGAUGAUAGCUAUCAGCCAAUAGUGAAUUAUAUAGAUGCACAGUUUGAAGCCUAUCUCCAGGAAGAGCUGAAAAUUAAACGCUCCUUAUAUAAUUACCAUGACACUCGCAUCCAUGUGUGCCUUUACUGCAUUACUCCCACAGGGCAUUCACUUAAAACUCUGGAUUUAUUAACCAUGAAAAAUCUUGAUAGCAAGGUGAAUAUCAUUCCAGUUAUAGCCAGAGCAGAUACGCUUUCUAAAUCCGAACUGCAGAAGUUUAAGAUCAAAAUAAUGAGUGAGCUGGUCAGUAAUGGAGUCCAGAUAUAUCAGUUUCCAACAGAUGAUGAGGGCAUUGCUAAGAUCAAUGCCACCAUGAAUGGACAUUUGCCAUUUGCUGUAGUGGGGAGUACAGAAGAUAUAAAAGUCGGAAACAAAACAGUAAAAGCUCGCCAGUAUCCUUGGGGCAUUGUGCAAGUGGAAAAUGAAAAUCACUGUGAUUUUGUGAAGCUCCGUGAGAUGCUGAUUUGUACAAACAUGGAAGAUCUGAGAGAACAGACUCACAUGCGCCAUUAUGAGCUAUACCGGCGCUGCAAAUUGGAGGAGAUGGGUUUCAGAGACACAGGUCCAGAAAACCAGCCUGUAAGUCUACAGGAAACUUAUGAAGCUAAGCGGCAUGAAUGUAUUGAGGAACUGCAACAAAAAGAAGAGGAGAUGAGGCAAAAGAUGGUGCAGAGGGUCAAGGAAAAAGAAGCAUUGCUGAAAGAAGCUGAACGAGAACUGCAAGUGAAGUUUGAACAUCUGAAACGACUUCACCAGGAAGAGAGGAUGAGAGUGGAAGAGAAAAGAAAGCUUCUGGAAGAGGAAAUUAUGGCAUUCAAUAGAAGAAAAGCUGCCUUAGACGUACACCAAGGGCAGGCUCUUGUCCCUACACCCACUCUUGCUUUAAAAAAAGAUCGCAAGAAGUAAGUAGUCGUUCCCAUAUAUUUUAGAAUUUAAUCAUUAAAAACCCUUUACAAUUCAGACAAACCUUUUAGGCAAUAUUAACAUAUGAGCUAUUUGUGAGGCAAGUUUGAUUGACAGUUAUUCUAUUUUGAAUUGUUUGAGAUAAUCUUGUUAUUUUCAAGUCCUUUUUAUGAGAGUUCUCUUGAUUUUUUCCCCCAAGGAAUGAACAUUUUCAGCUUGCGCUACUGUGUUUUGAUGUGGAAGAUAAGGAAGUUGUGAAUGCACAGGAAGCAAGACAGAAAGAGAAGUUAGAAAGGGAAAGACUCGCUCAUAAAUAGUAUUUGGAAGCAAUAUACAAAUAUUACAUGUUUAGGCUCUGGCUUUAUGUGAAGCUGAAGUUACAAGAAGAAAUUGUUCACAGUGAUCUGUGAGAAUUUGGAUUUUCCCCUUUGUUUAUAAUACAAGCUAACUUGAAAACUGAUCACUGCUUAACAAAGGAAAAGUAUAUUAAACUGUGUAAUCAAUAAUGCAUAUUGUAGGUUGAUGUUGCAUUAAUUAUAUUUAAAUGGACAUUUUUAAAGCAGCUAUUGAUAUGCACUUAAGACUUUAUUUCUCCUGGCCAAGUCACAUGCACUCCAAGUGCAGUGCCAGAGAUUGUUGUGCCAUUAAGCAGUUUUCAUUCCUCUUAUGAAUGCUGUAGUACAGAAGUAUUUAGUGAACAUAUAUUGUAACGGGUUUGAAGAACAUUUUUGGGAUAUGUUUACUGUACACCAUUUAAUGUUACUUUUGAAGCAUUUACUGAAUUGUAUGAAAUAUGGUAAACCUGUUUAAUAACAACUUAUUUUUGACAGUACUUUUAUAAAUGCACUUUCAUGUUUUGUGAUAAUGUUAAGCUUUCAAAUUAAAAUGGAUUAUAUUCAUGGUUA